AGUCGAUGACAGAAGGAAGACUAGAAGGCAAUCAAUUGCGGACGCAUCGCUAUUGUUUCCGAAUAUAGUAUAUGCCAUUUCGCUCCUUCUCGCAAUGUAGUGUAGCAAGCAGCUGGGCAUGGAGCACUCGGUUCACUGCAGCAGAAGAGUAUCGCUCAGCGGCAGCGGAGAAGUCAUUGAAAGCUAUUUGUAGAAUAUUCAUCGUUGUCUGGAACCAUGAUCCUCAAUCAUGGCAGCCUACGCGAGGGCAAUAGGUCGUGCUGACAAUUUGAGCGUCACUCGGAGUGGCAGCAUCAGCGGAAGGUCCCAGGAUGGAGCAACGGCGCGGCCAGAAACGCCUAGAGAAGAGAAGGAGAAGGAGAAACAUGAGAGUACCGAUGCAGAGUCACCUCAAACAGUAAUGCUUGAAGCCUCCGUCGCGAGUGAGACGAAAGAUAAAAAGGAUGUCCUGUGAGAGAGAUG
This is a messenger RNA of Dacryopinax primogenitus, 462 nucleotides long. RefSeq lists its product as uncharacterized. The coding region runs from base 230 to 454 and encodes 74 amino acids. The record is from RefSeq and is a predicted model, not a curated record. NCBI's taxonomy places the organism in Eukaryota, Fungi, Basidiomycota, Dacrymycetes, Dacrymycetales, Dacrymycetaceae. The transcript has a single exon.